Molecule: messenger RNA, 917 nt
Organism: Castor canadensis (American beaver)
Lineage: Eukaryota; Metazoa; Chordata; Mammalia; Rodentia; Castoridae
Source: RefSeq, a predicted model, not a curated record
AUGUGGGGGCGCGCGGCGCGGCGGCGCUGCCCGCGGGGGCUGCGGCGCGGCAGGGGGACGCUGCUGGCCCUGCUGGCGCUGCUGGCGCUGGCUGGGCUGGGGGCGGUAGUGCGAUCGCGGCUUGGGGCCGGAGCCGGGUCCACCCAGUCCGGACCUCCGCGGUCCCUACGCUCCGGACGCCGCGAGCCAGUGCUGCCGCGGCCACCGCUGUCCGCGGACGCCCUGGGCGCGCGGGGCGAGGCGGUGCGGCUGCAGCUGCAGGGAGAGGAGCUGCGGUUGCAGGAGGAGAGCGUGCGGCUGCACCAGAUCAACACCUACCUCAGCGACCGCAUCUCGCUGCACCGUCGCCUGCCCGAGCGCUGGAACCCGCUGUGCAAAGAGAAGACAUACGAUUAUGAUAACAUACCCAGGACAUCUGUGAUCAUAGCGUUUUAUAAUGAAGCCUGGUCAACACUCCUUCGGACUGUCUACAGUGUCCUCGAGACAUCCCCGGACAUCUUGGUGGAGGAGGUCAUCCUGGUGGACGACUACAGUGAUAGAGAGCACCUGAAGGAGCGCUUGGCCAAUGAGCUGGCCAGCCUGCCCAAGGUACGCCUGAUCCGCGCCAGCAAGAGGGAGGGCCUGGUGCGAGCCCGGUUGCUGGGGGCUUCUGCUGCCAGGGGUGAUGUGCUGACCUUCCUGGACUGCCACUGUGAGUGCCACGAGGGGUGGCUGGAGCCACUGCUGCAGAGGAUCCAUGAGAAGGAGUCGGCAGUGGUGUGCCCUGUGAUUGAUGUGAUUGACUGGAACACCUUCGAGUACCUGGGCAACUCGGGGGAGCCCCAGAUCGGCGGCUUCGACUGGAGGCUGGUGUUCACAUGGCACACGGUUCCUGAGCGGGAGCGAGCACUCAUGCGCUCCCCCGUUGACGUCAUCAG